AUACAUCCAUCAAAAUCAUAUAAAAGUCCACAUUUGUAGUUGCAUCCGAGGUAUCCAUGCUUAACUUUGGAUCCAAAGAGGAUACGAGUUAGAGCUUAGAGGAGGUACUAAACAAUUUUAUACUGAACAGAAAAACAGACAUAAGAAAUUUUUCCCUUAAUUCAAUCCAGCUCCAUCCCAAUCGUUGUUCACUGGAUUAUCCCCCCCCCCCCCCCACCAAUUCCAUCGCCACCUGUGAAGCCCUGGUCUUCGAUUCGUGGCACCUCUGAGCAAGGCAGCGGAUCGGAGGCGGCCGCGGCGGCUCCAGCGGACCCAGGAGAAGUGAGGACUCCGACCAAACGGCGGCUUGGAGGUGGCGCCGACGCCGGCGACGUGGUACUCUCGGCGGCCGACCGCUGGAGAUGGGGAAGCCGGAGCUCGCCGGGUUCGCGCGCGCGCACCACGUGGCGUUCUUUGAUGCCAUGGCCACCGAGCUCCCCGGCGACUACGCGACGCAGGAGGUCAACCACCUCACCCUCGCUUACUUCGCCGUCGCCGGCCUCUCCCUGCUGCGGGAGCUCGACCGGGUUAACAAGGAUCAGAUUGCCAAAUGGGUUUUGUCUUUUCAAGUUCAUCCUGAGGCAAAUUGUGACGUAGAUAAUGGGCUGUUCUAUGGAUUCUGUGGUUCUAGGUCAACUCAAUCUCCGUUACCUUAUGUGAAGGACCCUUGCCACAAUGGUAGUCAUCUUGCAAGCACUUAUUCUGCCCUCGCUAUCCUGAAGAUUGUAGGCUACGAUCUUGCAAAUAUUGAUAAUAAGGCACUUUUAUUGUCUAUGAAAAAGCUCCAACAACCAGAUGGAAGCUUCAUGCCUACUCAUAUUGGUGCAGAAACAGACCUUCGCUUUGUAUACUGUGCAGCUGCAAUCUGCUCAAUGCUAGAUGACUGGACAGGAAUGGACAAGUUAAAGGCAAAGGAAUACAUUCUUAACUGCCAGUCAUAUGAUGGAGGCUUUAGCAUGGUUCCUGGUUCAGAAUCUCAUGGUGGAGGGACUUUUUGUGCCGUUGCAGCUCUCCAUCUAAUGGGCUUCAUUCAAGUUGAUUUGGCAUCUAACUUAAGGGAUUUUGUGUCGAUUGACACACGCAUGCUCCUGGAGUGGUGCCUUCAGAGGCAAGUUACUGAUGGAGGAUUCCAAGGGAGAAGAAACAAGCCCAGUGAUACUUGCUAUGCUUUUUGGGUUGGAGGUGUUCUGAAGAUCAUUGGUGCCGACCACUUGAUUGAUCAUUGUGCUCUACGGGAAUUUUUGCUGACCUGCCAGUCACCUUAUGGAGGCUUUACAAAGUUUCCAUAUGGUCGAAUACCGGACAUCUACCAUUCUUAUUAUGGCCUGGCUGCCCUUUCCUUGUUGGAAGAGGAAGGUCUCGAACCACUUCACGUCGAACUGGGGAUCCUCUCUGCUGCAUUAGCAUCUGGGGACCCCGGUAGAAGCAGCCAAGCUCAUCCCGGUGGCGGUGUCCUCUUCCUCCUCCCUGCGGCUUUGCCAAUGGCGGGCGUCGGCUCGACGGUGCGGCGGCUCUACCUCUCCGUCUACAACUGGGUCGUCUUCUACGGAUGGGCGCAGGUGUUGUACUACGCCAUCUUGGCGCUGCUGGAGAGCGGGCAUGAGGCCGUCUACGCCGCCGUCGAGCGGCCGCUGCAGUUCGCACAGACCGCCGCCAUCAUGGAGAUUCUUCACGGGCUUGUAGGGUUGGUGAGGUCUCCAGUCUCUGCAACUCUUCCACAAAUCGGAUCAAGGUUGUUUCUUACAUGGGGCGUCUUGUGGAGUUUUCCUGAGAUGCAUUCUCAUAUUCUUGUUACUACCUUGGUCAUAAGCUGGUCCAUCACCGAGAUCAUUAGGUACUCUUUCUUUGGUACGAAGGAGGCACUUGGAUUUGCGCCUUCCUGGCUCUUAUGGCUUAGGUACAGCACCUUUAUGGUAUUGUAUCCUACUGGUAUCUCUAGUGAGGUUGGCCUGAUCUUCCUCGCCCUGCCUUACAUGAAGGCAUCUGAGAAAUACUGCCUUAGGUUGCCCAACAAAUGGAAUUUCUCCUUUGAUUACAUGUAUGGAUCUAUCCUUGCCAUCCUUGUCUACGUUCCAGGUAGUCCCCACAUGUUUGGUUAUAUGCUUGCCCAGCGGAAGAAGGCAUUGUCAAAGGUGAAAACUGCGUGAUGAUGCUCAAGAGCUUCCCAGAGCAGUAUGCAACUUUGGAAUGCGCCUAAUGGCUCGUGUUUGUUGUAGCGGAACGGGGAAUGUUAGAACACGCCUUCUCUUUUUUUCUUCUUCAUGAAUUAUAUGCGUUAUAACUUAGCUCUUCCAUGGUUGAAUGCUUGAUCCAAUUGCCCAACAUGGUGUAGUUGCAUUACAGGUUGCCACUGUUCGAAUGCUAAUCCCUUGUACUUGCAUCAUGCUUGUAAUAUGUUACACAAAUGUGGACAAGAUCAUUCUAUGGUCUUUCAGUGCCUGGAAAUUUUACCAUUUUAUGGUGGUAUACCACUGA
Molecule: messenger RNA, 2514 nt
Organism: Phragmites australis (common reed)
Lineage: Eukaryota; Viridiplantae; Streptophyta; Magnoliopsida; Poales; Poaceae
Product: geranylgeranyl transferase type-1 subunit beta-like
Exons: 20
Coding region: 402-2186 (594 amino acids)
Biological process (GO): protein geranylgeranylation
Cellular component (GO): CAAX-protein geranylgeranyltransferase complex
Molecular function (GO): CAAX-protein geranylgeranyltransferase activity
Source: RefSeq, a predicted model, not a curated record